UAUCGGUUGUGUAUGUGUGCUUGUGUGUGAGUGUGUGUGUGCGCGCGCAUAUGUGUGUCAGUUUGGCAGGCCUGUGCCCAACGCUUCCUCUGGGAUUGAACUGAGGAUAAUCUGCGUAAUCCGGUAAAAACGGCACAAGUCUCCACCCCUCCGUCCAGCUCCCCCCACCCUUUCCGAGCUCUUCUCUAGCGCGCUCCCUGUCUGGUCUCCCAGACGACAGCCGCCUCGCCUCUCGCGCCUCGCACCCCACGACCGUCUGUCCCAUCGCUGUCGGAUACGCUCGCUUCGCUCGGCAUGUGGCACCCGGCUGCGUCGCCUGCCGCUAGCGACACACACGCCCGAGAGGCAGGCAGCUACGUCCACUACACCUCAGUGCCCCUGAGUUCUCCAGCGUCGGUCAUCCCCCCCAUGAGCAGUGGCGGAGGUGUGGGCCACCCGUCGGUCAUCAGCUCGUCGCGGCCGCUGGCCUCUCCCAUGAGCACGCUGGGCUCGCCCAUGAACGGCCUGGCGUCGCCCUACUCCGUCAUCACCUCCUCGCUCGGGUCGCCCUCCGUCUCGCUGCCCUCCACGCCUGGCAUGGGCUUCAGCUCGCUGCACAGCCCACAGAUGAACUCUCUGAACAGUGUAAGCAGCUCUGAAGACAUUAAGCCUCCUCCAGGUCUGUCACUGGGGAACAUCAACUACCAGUGCACCAGCCCCGGCUCACUCUCCAAACACAUCUGUGCCAUCUGUGGAGACCGCUCCUCAGGGAAGCAUUAUGGGGUAUAUAGCUGUGAAGGCUGCAAGGGCUUCUUCAAGAGAACCAUCCGGAAAGACCUCACCUACACAUGCCGGGACAGCAAGGAGUGUCUCAUCGACAAGCGCCAGCGCAACCGUUGUCAGUACUGCCGUUACCAGAAGUGCCUGGCCAUGGGCAUGAAGAGAGAAGGUGUGUCUGUACAGGAGGAGAGGCAGCGAGGCAAGGAGAAGAGCGACAACGAGGUGGAGUCCACCAGCAGUUUCAACGAGGACAUGCCCGUGGACAAGAUCCUUGACGCCGAGCUCGCUGUGGAACCCAAGACAGACACCUACGUGGAGGGAGGAUCCAGCAACUCGACAAACGACCCCGUGACUAACAUCUGCCAGGCGGCAGAUAAGCAGCUCUUUACUCUGGUGGAGUGGGCCAAACGCAUCCCACAUUUCUCCGACCUCCCACUGGACGACCAGGUCAUCCUUCUCCGCGCAGGAUGGAAUGAGCUCCUGAUCGCCUCCUUCUCUCAUCGCUCGGUGACGGUGAAGGACGGAAUCCUGCUGGCCACAGGGCUGCACGUGCACAGAAGCAGCGCGCACAGUGCGGGCGUGGGCUCCAUCUUUGACAGGGUACUAACUGAGCUGGUGUCCAAAAUGAAGGACAUGCAGAUGGACAAGACAGAGCUGGGCUGCCUAAGGGCUAUUGUCCUUUUCAAUCCUGAUGCCAAAGGCCUGUCCAACCCUCAGGAGGUGGAGGCUCUAAGGGAGAAGGUCUACGCCUCGCUGGAGUCGUACACCAAACAUAAAUACCCAGAUCAACCCGGCAGAUUUGCCAAGCUGCUGCUGCGCCUGCCCGCCCUACGCUCUAUCGGCCUCAAGUGUCUGGAGCACCUGUUCUUCUUCAAGCUCAUCGGGGACACGCCCAUCGACACAUUCCUCAUGGAGAUGCUGGAGACACCACACCAGAUCACAUGACCCCAAGCCUCUCCGCCUCCUUUUUUUUCUUUUUUUUGUUUUCUUUUUUUUUGUUUUGUUUUGUUUUAUUUUGCUGAGCGCACACCCAGCGUGGCAGCCCCUGCGAUGAGCACAGUCGGCGGCUAUAAACUACAUGUUUUGUACCAAGCACAAAAUUAUUGAAUAAUGUGAAGGUUUGUAUGAAGACACGGUUGAUGGUUGGGAGAGAGGGAGCGAGGAGGUAGAGGGAGAGGGAGGAGGACGUUAUAGGGAGGGGGGUGGGGUGUUGAGGAACACUGUUGAAAAUUAACUUUAAUAGAUUUGUUGUAAACUUGUUUAAAAGAGGAAAAGAGAGAGGAAAAACAACUUUUUUGUGUAAAUAGAUGAUAUCAGGUAUCUGUGCUAACAGCAAUUCAAUGCAAUAAUGAGAAUUUAUUUUAUUCAAAGAAUAAGUGUACAAAACAAAAAAACUAAAUUUCUUAAACAAAAUGCAUUUUAGAAUUCUGUCUGAAUAAAAAUAUUUAAAUUA
Molecule: messenger RNA, 2212 nt
Organism: Sardina pilchardus (European sardine)
Lineage: Eukaryota; Metazoa; Chordata; Actinopteri; Clupeiformes; Clupeidae
Gene: rxrgb
Product: retinoid X receptor, gamma b
Exons: 10
Coding region: 295-1704 (469 amino acids)
Biological process (GO): retinoic acid receptor signaling pathway; cell differentiation; response to retinoic acid
Cellular component (GO): nucleus
Molecular function (GO): nuclear steroid receptor activity; retinoic acid-responsive element binding; zinc ion binding
Source: RefSeq, a predicted model, not a curated record